Osmia bicornis bicornis is the source of this 956-nucleotide messenger RNA. Its product is annotated as histone H4. Gene Ontology annotation, cellular component: nucleosome. Gene Ontology annotation, molecular function: DNA binding; structural constituent of chromatin; protein heterodimerization activity. Bases 603 to 914 code for a protein of 103 amino acids. The record is from RefSeq and is a predicted model, not a curated record. Gene Ontology annotation, biological process: nucleosome assembly. The transcript has a single exon. Lineage: Eukaryota; Metazoa; Arthropoda; Insecta; Hymenoptera; Megachilidae.
GUGCAAAGAGAAUGCAUAAGACCCAGAGAGAAGAGAGAAGCCGCGCUAACGAAAUCAGUAAUUAUCGAUAGCCCAUCAACUUGUUGGGAUGGUAAUUCUAAGAAACUUUUUCCUAUACAUAUAACCGCCGAUUGGCUUUAGUUUUCGAGAUAUUUGCAAAAGAAAGUUGCUACUAUUAGAGUGAAUUCAGCGUAUAUCUACACAUCCAUGGCGGUCUGUGCAUCAGGAUGAGAUGGCUGGUUUCUGUAAAUCCAGCAUGAUGUCCCUCAAGCAGUAUACAUAAGGAGUGAAAUUAAAAAAUUCAAUUUCACAUAAAUUAUACACUAAUUCUUUUGGUAAAUUCUAACAUGCAUAUAACGAGACAAUUACGUAGUUCCCAUAGCUCCCGUAGCUCCUAGCCGGUAGCUCGUACGUAUGCGCAGCGAACUUCUGAUUGGAUAGAAGUAAGGUGGAGGGGGAAGCAACAAACUUCUGAUUGGGUAGAAGUAAGGUGGAGGGGGAAGCAGAGCUGCCGCUCUAUAAAAGAGCCACGUUCUUGUUUUCGCAACGUAGUUCCAAACGUUUGAUCGUUGGGUUAUAAUUGUUUGAGAGAAAAUUAUAUUAUGACUGGUCGUGGAAAGGGAGGAAAGGGGUUGGGAAAAGGAGGAGCAAAGCGGCAUAGGAAAGUUCUUCGUGAUAAUAUUCAAGGUAUCACGAAACCGGCCAUUCGUCGUCUGGCCCGUCGUGGUGGAGUCAAACGUAUUUCUGGCUUGAUCUACGAAGAAACUCGAGGUGUUCUCAAAGUUUUCUUGGAAAACGUUAUCCGUGACGCUGUGACUUACACUGAGCACGCUAAAAGGAAAACCGUUACGGCUAUGGACGUCGUCUAUGCCUUGAAACGCCAAGGAAGAACCCUCUACGGUUUUGGUGGUUAAAGCGUCGUUCAUUCUUGUUCGAUAAAAACGGCCCUUUUCAGG